AUGAAGGAGUCGGAAUCGCGAGAAUGUCUGGUGGAAAGCAACCGCGACGAAUUUACUGCGACGCUGCUUUUAAGCGACCCCAUCGAACGUCCCUUGUCGCAAAUUGAGAAAACUUUCUUGCUGCACGCGGAACGUGGCGACUGCGCCACUGUUCACAGGAUAAUCGAGCAAUAUAAAAACAAUCCAACAGAGUUUGAUAUCAACUGCGUAGACUCGUUAAACAGGUCCGCUUUAAUAGCAGCAAUCGAAAACGAAAACAUCGAACUUAUCAAGCUACUGCUCAACGAAGGCAUCAAGGUUAAGGAUGGACUUCUACAUGCCAUCAAGGAGGAAUACGUGGAAGGCGUCGAAGUGUUAUUAAAUUGGGAGGAAACAUCUCACAAGGAAGGAGAGCCUUAUACUUGGGAGCAGGUCGACAAAUCAGGAGCGUCGUUUACAGCCGACAUCACACCGUUGAUUUUGGCCGCUCAUAAAAACAACUACGAAAUCAUCAAAAUUUUAUUAGACAGGGGAGCUACGCUACCUUUGCCUCACGAUGUAAGAUGUGGCUGCGACGAAUGCUUGGAAUCGAGCAGAGCCGAUUCUCUAAGACAUUCGCAGGCUCGCAUCAAUGCCUAUAGGGCACUAUCAGCCCCGUCUUUGAUAUCUUUGUCAUCGAGUGAUCCUAUAUUGACGGCCUUCCAACUGUCGUGGGAUCUAAGACGACUCAGCAGGAUGGAGACGGAAUUUCGAGCAGAAUACAAUGACAUGAGAACGCAAGUACAAAAUUUCGCCACAUGCUUACUGGACCACAUACGAACGUCUAACGAACUCAAAGUAAUGUUAAACUACGACCCUCAAGAAGAGUCUUGGGAAUGCAGGCAGCGCGAAAGUCUUCAGCGAGUGAAGCUGGCAAUUAAAUACAAACAAAAGAAGUUUAUCGCCCAUCCGAACGUCCAGCAACUACUCGCCUCGAUAUGGUACGACGGCCUACCAGGAUUUCGACGAAAAGGUAUGAUCGGUCAAGGAUUCCAGGUGGCCAAAAUUGGAAUUAUGUUUCCGAUACUGUGCACCAUGUACAUGAUCAACCCAACGUCUAAAAUGGGCAGUUUCAUGAAGAAACCUUUCGUUAAAUUCAUCGUCCAUUCGUCAUCAUACGCGUUCUUUCUGGCUCUUCUGGGAGCCGCAUCACAAAGAGUCGAAAUAUUGUUUCUCGAGUUAUUCGGCACAGACUGGGUUCAAGAUAUCGUACGGGAAUGGAAAAGGACAGAACGGGGAGCUUUAUUUGGUAUAGCGGAAUGCGGAGUUAUUGUCUACGUAGUCGGUUUAAUUUGGGCCGAAAUAAGAUCGCUCUGGUCCGACGGACUAAUAGAAUACAUUGCGGAUUUGUGGAAUAUUGUGGAUUUUAUCACCAACAUGUUUUAUUUUCUCUGGCUGGCGCUGAGAUUAACAUCGUGGUACGUUUGUUGGAGGGACGAUUCCCUGGGUAAGCCCACUUGGUACCCUAGAGAGGAAUGGGACUCUUUCGAACCCAUGCUUCUGUCGGAGGGUGCGUUCGCCGCCGGUAUGAUAUUCAGUUUUCUAAAGUUGGUUCACAUAUUCAGUGUCAAUCCGCACUUGGGGCCGCUCCAGAUUUCUCUUGGCCGCAUGAUAAUCGAUAUCGUCAAAUUCUUCUUCAUUUACACACUGGUUUUGUUCGCAUUUGGCUGCGGUCUAAAUCAACUGCUGUGGUAUUACGCCGAAUUGGAAAAGAAAAAAUGUUACCAUUUGCCCAACGGCUUGCCGGACUUUGACAAUAACGACAAGGCGUGCACAAUAUGGCGGCGAUAUGCGAACUUAUUUGAAACUUCGCAGUCGCUGUUUUGGGCCAGUUUCGGUCUCGUCGACUUGAUGUGCUUCGAGUUAACCGGCAUAAAGGGUUUUACUAGGUUUUGGGCUCUAUUGAUGUUCGGUUCAUAUUCCGUUAUUAACAUCAUAGUACUUCUCAAUAUGUUGAUUGCUAUGAUGUCGAACUCUUACCAGAUCAUAUCGGAGAGAUCGGAUACGGAAUGGAAAUUCGCACGGAGUCGACUUUGGAUUAGUUACUUUGACGAUGACGGCGAUUUACCCGCUCCGUUCAAUGUCAUUCCGAGACCUAGUUCUCUGUUUCAAAAAUGCGGAUGUCAGAAAUCGAAACUCAGUUCAGCUAGUUUUCGGAAUAAAUCGAAAGAAAUCGCGAAGGUGAGACAUGAAACUGUUAUGAGGUUGCUGGUUAGAAGAUAUGUAACCGCCGAACAGAGAAAGAGAGACGACUUUCGUAUCACGGAGGACGACGUGAUGGAGAUUAGGCAGGAUAUAUCCUCGUUGAGAUACGAGCUCAUCAACAUUCUUAGGAAUAAUGGGAUGAAAACACCUGAAAUUAAAAUCGAAGAUACUCAAGUGUCAGGAAAAAAGGGGAAAACAAUGGAACGCAGACUAUUACAAGAUUUUCACAUCGGUAUCGUGGAAGGUCUGGCGAGCGAGAUGCAACAGAACCCAGCCGGACCUAUAAAUGUAUUCAAACAGAUUGCAAAGGUGCUGGGACGUAGAACUACAUUCCAGACGAAGAAGAAGGAUUGGAACGCGGUGGUGAGGAAGAAUACGAUGCCCAGCAACCCGAUCGGGUCCGCCCAAGAAGCCGAAGAAUCUCGAAAAAUGAGGCAAAGCCUAAGGAAGCACAUCAUCACCAACGUUGACCAUCCAUUGCAGAUCGAAGAUGAAAAGCUUCUUGAGUACAAUCCAAAACUAUGUGAAGUGCCAAGAACAGCGAGAGUAGCCUACGCGAAGUUUAUGUCCAAAAAGAUUGAAGAGGAAUACAAGAAAUCGGAGAACGAUUGCUCACAUUCUGAGAAUAAGUUAAGGGAUCCGCAGCACUCAAAACAAUUGGGAGUCACAUUUUCAUGUUCCCAGACAAACACCACCGCAGGCGCUUCGAGAAAUACGUUUAAAAGGGAGACACAGUCUCUUAAACACCUUGAUGCUCUACCGUCUCUGAUGGAGUCUCCAGCACCACCUGAACUACCGUCACCACAAGCUCGAAGAAGUGCAGCAAGCUUCGGGUCAGUAGAUAACAACGAUGUUCCUCCUUCCAUGGAAUUCAAACUAACUGGUCAGAAAAGCACUGGUUGGAUAUAGAAGGGA
Molecule: messenger RNA, 3138 nt
Organism: Cylas formicarius (sweet potato weevil)
Lineage: Eukaryota; Metazoa; Arthropoda; Insecta; Coleoptera; Brentidae
Gene: trp
Product: transient receptor potential protein
Exons: 20
Coding region: 1-3132 (1043 amino acids)
Biological process (GO): regulation of cytosolic calcium ion concentration; manganese ion transport; calcium ion transmembrane transport
Cellular component (GO): membrane; cation channel complex
Molecular function (GO): inositol 1,4,5 trisphosphate binding; protein binding; store-operated calcium channel activity
Source: RefSeq, a predicted model, not a curated record